GAGGGGAGGGCCGUCUGUACUAGGUGGGCCCUGCCGGCCUCAGGUGUGGAGGGCUGUCCUCUGAGCCCCGGGGCCUGGCCGCUGACCCCGCCCCGGUCCUGCAGUUUCUCCUCAGCCUAGCCGGUGAGGCUCCACUCCCUAAACUCCUCCUGUCCGGUCCUCCUCAAGCUGGUUAUUGCAGACCUCCUCCCCACGAUCUUUCUGCCUGCUCCCCUGAAUUCCGACUUCCUCCCUCCUGCCUGUGACUUGUGUUUCUUCCAAAGCCCAAUGAUGCCCUAUUCAUGACUGCUGGAAUCCAGAACUGGAGUAAACCUGAGAAGGGGAGGCCAGUGAAUGGCCCUAGUGGACGGAACAAGUGCCCCUGGCUAUAGCACCCAAUCACAGGAAUGGAGACACCUAUGGAAUCAGAGUACAUUGACCCAAGGCAGACCUUGUAGGACGCAGUAGCACAGCACACAGCAGGGGUGUCCACAAUGUCUGUGGAUGGUGAGAGUGAGAGGCCCAGGGACAGCCGGACCUGGAAGAGCAGGUGGUCCUUCCCAUUCAGCUUAGAAAGGCUCUUCUGUAUAAUGGAUGCUGAUUAGACUGCAGGUCGCCCUGGGAGCAAAUGUGUACCUCUGUGUGUGCUGGGCUGGAGCAGGGGUGUCCACAUGUAGGUCACAAAAGGAGGAGUAAUAUGUGAGCGUUGAGAAAGGCUGGAAGAACAGUAGGCUCACCACACACCCUGGCUCUUUUCCAGGACUACUGGGUCUAGGAUGCCAAUCCUAGCUAUCUGUGAGCCCUGGAAGAAGCUCAACAUGACCCUUUUUAUUUGGCCCCAGGUUCCAGAAGGAAGCUGAACCUAGCUCUUGUUCAGCCCAGGUGGGAUGACUAUUCAGGAUACUCAGUGGGACAUCAGGCUUAGGAGCUGGUGUGUCAGUCUGAGGUCCAGGCCGUAUUCCAGCCUGAGUGUCUCAGAGCUCUGCUGGUAACCAGGAUGUAACCAGGAUUCCCCUGAGGAGCCUGUUGCUGCCCUCUCCCAACCGGACACUGAGAUCACUCCAUCCGGCUCAGCCCCCACCCAGGUUGGGGGUGCUGUCUUACAGCCCCAACCCCACUUCCCACCCAAAUUCUCCUUCUUGGUUCCCCUCAGUCCUCCACCCAGGGACCCUAGGAAACCCUAGUAUUUAGAACCCCAGGGACCCUAGGAAACCCUCACAGAAGGAGACCGGAUGGCCCAAUCAGCCACACAUCAUCGUCUCAUUAAGAAGUCUGACCAAACAGAGGAAAGCACAUGGUCAUCCAGUUUCCCUGGCCCUCAAAUCCUGAGUGCCUGGCAGGAAAGGGGACAGAGGAGAUCGUAAAGGAGCAUGAUCAAGUCAGCUUGAGGGCAGGUAGACCAACCAAUCGCUGAGCCAGUAACUCUCGAUCUUUCGAUGGCGCCAUGCUCCCCCCCCCCAGCAUCUAAUACACAUUAUGAAACUGUCCUUGGAAGAUUAUGCACACAUACAGUUUCAAAGAAUUCAUGGAGUCCCUGAGUCCCAUCUGUGCAUCUCUGGGAAGUCCCUGAAGUUUUUACUAGUAAGGAAACCGGCCCAGAAAGGGAGGGUAGCUUGCCCAUAGCCCAUGUUCAUUUGUGGUAGCCUCUGAAAGUAUGGGAAUAGCAGAGGCUCAAAGCAACUGGCUUUGAUCCCCAUCGUACACACUGGAGGGAGGGGCUGUUUCCAGGAGGAGCUGGCACUGAGAGGAUUGUCAGGGCAGAUCCAACCAGGUUCUGGGCAGCUGUGCCUGGAGGUGCAAGCCCGUCAUAAAGCCUCCCCAGUACAAAAGGCCUACAGCCUGGCUCUCUCUGUGGCCUUGGACAGAUUGGCCUCCAGGUCACAGUAGGCAGCAGUGUGGGGUAGGGGGACCAGCACUGGCCUCUCUAUUCCCCUGCAGCAGCACUGCCCAAGCCCAGGCCUCACAAGACCCUGGUGGUGACUGGGGUGGGCAACAUGCUCCUCCUUGCUGUCCUCUUUGGGAUGCUCUGGGCACUGGCUAAUGGGUAAGCAGUCCACUGGGACUCCUCAAGCUAAGAUCCUCUCUAGCCCCAGGCCUGGGGACACCCUGGGCACCAGAAUGAUCUCCCUAGUGCUUCUCUCUCCAACCUUAUCCUCUUCCUUACUUCAGGGACCUUUCCUGUAAGUUAUCUCUUAUAGGAGUGGGGUCACAGGACAGGGCUUCCUGGUAACAAAGGGGACAUGGCAGCUGCUGUAGUUCCCUAUCCAUGGACAGGCGAUGGUGUGAGCAGACGGAGACGAUCCAUGUGGAGGAGGAAGUGGCCCCCCGUAAGGAGGAUCUGGUGCCCUGUGCCAGCCUCUACCACUAUACCCGCCUAGGCUGGCGGCUGGACCUGCCCAGGAGUGGCCACGAGGGGCUCUCCGGGCCUCCAGCACCUGGGCUCUGUCGCAUAUACAAACCUCCAGAAACUCGGCCUGCCACAUGGAACCGGACAGUGAGGGCUUGCUGUCCAGGCUGGGGGGGCGCUCAGUGUACGGAUGCCCUUAUGGAAGACAGCCCUGGUGGCCACUGCUUUGCCACAUGGCAGUGCCAGCCUCUGGGAGGUUCAGCUAAUACUUCAACAGAAAACCUGGAAGAGUGCUGUGCCAGACCUUGGGGACACAGCUGGUGGGACAGUGGCUCUCAGCUCUGCCUUAGCUGUUCCAGCCAACACUUUCCAGGCAAUGCUUCCUCUGCAGUCCUCUUGCAGCCCCUACCGGGGGCUGUGGGUCAGCUCUGGAGCCAGCACCAGCGUUUCUCAGCCACCUGUGCCACCUGGUCAGGCUUCCACUACCAUACUUUUGAUGGGCGCCACUACCACUUCCUGGGCCACUGCACCUAUCUGCUGGCAGGAGCUGCUGAUUCUACCUGGGCUGUCCACCUCAGGCCCAGGGACCACUGUUCACAACCUGAGCACUGUCAGCUGGUCCUGGUGAUAAUGGGCUCAGAGGAGGUGCAGAUCCAGGGUAGAGAUGUUUCUGUGAAGGGGCAGCUCAUCCCUGAUGGGGAGCCCCAGCUGCUCCAUGGGCUGAGCCUGCAGUGGCAGGGGGACUGGCUGGUGCUAUCCGGGGGCCUGGGGGUUGUUGUGCGGCUGGACAGGUCCAGUUCGGUGUCCAUCUCGGUGGACCAUGAGCACUCAGGACAGACGCAGGGCCUCUGUGGGCUCUACAAUGGCCGGCCCGAGGAUGACUUUUCCGAGCCAGGAGGGGGCCUGGCUAUGCUUGCUGCCACCUUUGGGAAUUCCUGGAAGCUCCCUAGCUCUGAGCCUGGGUGUCUGGAUGCAGUGGAGGUGGAUCAGGGCUGUGAGGGACCCCUGAAGGGCACAGAGGCAGGUAUGGAUGCUGGCCAGCUGCGAGCUGAAGCCCAGGAUGUAUGCCACCAGCUGUUGGAGAGUCCAUUCUGGCAGUGCCAUGCCCAGGUCUCCCCGGAUGAGUACCACGAGGCCUGCCUCUUUGCCUACUGUGCAGGGGCUGCUCUGGGGCGCCAGGAGGGGCGGCAGGAGGCUGUGUGUGCCACCUUUGCCAACUAUGCCCAGGCCUGUGCCAGGCGACGCAUCCACGUGCUCUGGAGGAAGCCUGGCUUCUGUGAGCGUCUCUGCCCCGGGGGUCAGCUCUACUCCGACUGCGUCUCCUCCUGCCCCCCCAGCUGCUCGGCAGUGGGCCAGGAAGAGGAAGGGUCCUGCAGGGAAGAGUGUGUGAGUGGCUGCGAGUGCCCACCUGGCCUCUUCUGGGAUGGUGCCCUCUGUGUUCCUGCCUCCAGAUGCCCCUGCUACCACCGGCGCCAGCGCUAUGCCCCUGGCGACACUGUGCACCAGCUGUGUAACCCGUGUGUGUGCCAGGAUGGCCACUGGCACUGUGCCCAGGCCUUGUGUCCUGCUGAGUGUGCAGUAGGUGGCGAUGGGCAUUACCUCACCUUUGAUGGGCGGAGCUUCUUCUUCCGGGGCCACUCAGGCUGCCACUACAGCCUGGUGCAGUCUCAGUGGGACUGGUGGUCUCUGAGGGUCACUCUGAUGGUCCCAUUCCAAUACAGGCCCUCCCACUCCUACCCGAGUCCUUCUGUUCUGGCAGCCCCAUCCAUCUACCUCCCCCCGCCACCCCAUCAUCAGGCUCCUUUUCCAGGAGCUGUGCUGGUGGACGGGCAGGAUGUGGGAUUGCCCUGGAUUGGCACUGCGGGCCUCAGCAUCUCCAGAGCCUCCUCCACCUUUCUGCUGCUACGCUGGCCAGGAGUCCAUGUCCUCUGGGGAGUGGCUGACCCUGCAGCCUACAUCACCCUGGCCCCCCACCAUGCCCACCAGGUCCAAGGUCUGUGUGGCACCUUCACUUGGAACCAGCAGGAUGACUUCCUGACACCAGCUGGGGAUGUGGAGACCAGCACUGCUGACUUUGCUAGCAGGUUCCAGGUGGCAGGCAAUGGAAAGUGCUCCUCUGGGGACAGUGUCCUGCUCUUCCCCUGCAGCACACACUCCCAGCACCUUGCUUUUGCAGAGGCAACCUGUGCCAUCCUGCAUGGCCCAGCCUUCCAGGACUGCCACAGGCUGGUGGACAGGGAGCCAUUCCAGCUGCGCUGCUUGGCGGCAGUGUGUGGCUGUGCCCCUGGCAGGGACUGCCUGUGUGCCGUGCUGUCUGCCUAUGCGCACCGCUGUGCCCAGGAGGGCGCCCUGCUGUCCUGGAGGAACCAGACUCUCUGCCCUGUCCUGUGUCCUGGUGGCCAAGAGUACCAGGAGUGCGCUCCAGUGUGUGGUCACCAUUGCGGAGAGCCAGAGGAUUGUAAGGAGCUGACCGGCUGUGUGGCUGGUUGUAACUGCCCCCCUGGCCUGCUGUGGGACCCUGAGGGCCAGUGUGUCCCCCCCAGUCUGUGCUCCUGCCAGCUUGGAGCCCAUCGUUACAGCCCUGGCAGUGUCACCAUGAAGGACUGCAAUCGCUGCAUCUGCCAGGAGAGGGGCCUCUGGAACUGUACCGCCCACCACUGCGCCCUGCAGCGUGCAUUCUGCCCUGGGGAACUUGUCCAUGCUCCUGGAGCCUGCCUCCUCACCUGUGACAGCCCCAGUGCCAACCACUCGUGCCCCAUGGGCAGCACUGAUGGCUGUGUCUGCCCUCCAGGCACCGUGCUGCUGGAUGAGCGCUGUGUGCCUCCUGAUCUCUGUCCCUGCCGUCACAGUGGGCAGUGGUACCCACCUAAUGCCACCAUCCAGGACAACUGCAACACUUGUGUGUGCCAGGGCCGACAGUGGCAUUGCACAGGCCAGCUGUGCAGUGGAUGGUGCCAGGCAUCGGGUGCCCCCCACUAUGUGACGUUUGAUGGGCUGACACUCACCUUCCCCGGAGCCUGCGAGUACCUGCUGGUUCGAGAGGCCAGUGGCCGCUUCAGCGUCUCUGCCCAGAACCUGCCCUGCGGGGCCAGCGGCCUCACCUGCACCAAGACACUGGCCGUGCGUCUGGAGGGCACUACUGUGCACAUGCUCAGAGGCCGGGCAGUGACGGUGAACGGGGUGAGUGUAACACCCCCCAAGGCCUACACAGGCCCAGGGAUAAGUCUGCACCGUGCAGGCCUCUUCCUGCUGCUGACCACACGCCUGGGCCUCACCCUGCUCUGGGACGGAGGCACCCGGGUCCUGAUACAGCUGUCCCCACACUUCCGUGGUCGUGUGGCUGGGCUAUGUGGAGACUUUGAUGGAGAUGCCAGUAAUGACCUGCGGAGUCGCCAAGGAGUCCUGGAGCCCACAGCUGAGCUGGCUGCCCACUCCUGGCGCCUCAGUGCGCUCUGCCCCGAGCCAGGAGACCCGCCACACCCCUGCACGGUAAACACACACCGCGCAGCCUGGGCCCGUGCCCGCUGCGGAGUGAUGCUCCAGCAGCUCUUCGUCCCAUGCCACACAGAGGUGCCCCCACAGCAGCACUACGAGUGGUGUGUGUACGACACCUGUGGCUGCGAUUCAGGGGGCGACUGUGAGUGCCUGUGCUCUGCCAUUGCCGCCUACGCAGACGAGUGCGCCCGGCAUGGGCACCAUGUGCGCUGGCGCAGCCAGGAGCUCUGCCCCCUGCAGUGUGAAGGGGGACAAGUAUAUGAGGCCUGUGGCCCCACCUGUCCUCCCGCCUGCCCUACCCACCAUGCUGAGCCUGCAUGGCACUGCCGGGCCAUUGCCUGUGUGGAGGGCUGCUUUUGCCCCGAAGGGACUCUGCUGCAUGGAGGAAUCUGCAUGGAGCCAUCUGCCUGUCCCUGUGAGUGGGGUGGCAGCUUCUUCCCACCGGGGACUGUGCUGCAGAAGGACUGUGGGAACUGCACUUGCCAGGAAAGCCAGUGGCAUUGUGGGGGUGACAGUGCCCCCUGCGAGGAGCUGGUGCCUGACUGUGCCGAAGGAGAGUCUCCCUGCCAGGGAAGUGGGCACUGUAUUCCACAUGAGUGGCUUUGUGACAACCAGGACGACUGUGGCGAUGGCUCAGAUGAGGAGGGUUGCGCCACCCCAGGCUGUGUGGAGGGACAGAUGUCAUGCCGCUCCGGCCACUGUCUGCCCCUGUCCCUGCUCUGUGAUGGGCAGGAUGACUGUGGAGAUGGCACAGAUGAACAGGGCUGCCCAUGUCCCCAUGACUCGCUGGCCUGUGCUGAUGGGCGCUGCCUGCCCCUCACCCUGCUGUGUGAUGGGCAUCCUGACUGUCCAGACGCCGCUGAUGAGGAGUCCUGUUUGGGGCAGGUGAACUGCAUCCCUGGGGAAGUGUCCUGUAUGGACGGCACUUGUGUGGGGACCAUCCAGCUGUGUGAUGGAGUUUGGGACUGCCCAGAUGGAGCCGACGAGGGUCCUGGAUACUGCCCGCUGCCCUCUCUGCCUGUGCCCCCAGCUAGCACCAUGCCUGGCCCCUCUACUGGCUCCCUGGAAGGUGCCUCAAGUCCACUGGGCAGUGCCAGCCCUGCACGGAGCUGCGGCCCCUUGGAGUUUCCGUGCGGCAGCGGAGAGUGCACCCCGCGGGGCUGGCGCUGCGACCAGGAGGAGGACUGCGCCGAUGGCAGCGACGAGCUGGGCUGCGGUGGGCCUUGCGCUCUGCACCACGCGCCCUGCGCCCGCGGCUCACACUGCGUGUCCCCCGGGGAACUGUGCGACGGCGUGCCGCAGUGCCCCGACGGCUCUGACGAGGGCCCAGACGCCUGCGGUUCCACCCAGCCUCCCCUGUGCCAUGGCCUCUUGCCCUGUGGUUUGGCUCCCUGGCUGUGCCUGAACCCUGAGCAGCACUGCAAUGGGGUCCCCGACUGUCCCCAGGGCGAGGAUGAGCUGGACUGUGAGGGACUGCCACCCCCAGGAAGUCUCAACAGGACAGAAUUUCCCUGCCCAGAAUAUUCCUGCCCCAAUGGCGACUGCCUUGGUUUUCACCUGGUGUGUGAUGGGCAGCCCAACUGUGAGUUGGUAGGAGAGGCAGGACUCUCCCCAGAAGAACAGGGCUGUGGGACCUGGGGUCCCUGGAGCCCAUGGGGGCCGUGCAGCCAGACCUGUGGGCUGGGGGUGCAGAGCCAAAGCCGCAGCUGUUCCCCAUCCGGGCUGCUGGUGCUGCAGCACUGCCCAGGCCCCGCCAACCAGUCACAGGCCUGCUUUACCAAGGCCUGCCCAGUGGAUGGUGAAUGGAGCUCCUGGUCCUCCUGGUCUCUGUGCUCUGAGCCUUGUGGGGGCACCAGGACAAGGCAGCGACAGUGCCACCCACCCCAGAAUGGAGGCCAAGCCUGUGCCCUUCUGCCCGGGGGCCCUCACAGCACCCAUCAGACUGAGCCCUGCCCUCAGGAUGGCUGUCCCAAUGCCACCUGCUCUGGGGAGCUGGUGUUCCAGCCUUGUGCCCCCUGCCCUCUGACCUGCGAUGACAUCUCUGGCCAGGCUAUCUGCUCACCCCGCAGGCCCUGCAGCAGCCCAGGCUGUUGGUGCCCAGAAGGGCAGGUGCUGGGCAGUGAGGGGCAGUGUGUGUGGCCCCGGCAGUGCCCCUGCCUGGUGGAUGGUGCCCGCUACUGGCCUGGGCAGCAUAUCAAAGCCAACUGCCAGCUCUGUGUCUGCCAAGAUGGGCGGCCCCGGCGCUGCCGGCCCAACCCAGACUGUGCCAUAAACUGUGGCUGGUCCUCCUGGUCCCCCUGGGCCGAGUGCCUGGGCCCCUGUGGGAGCCAGAGCAUCCAGUGGUCCUUCCGGAGCCCCAACAACCCCCGCCUCUCCGGCCGAGGUCGCCAGUGCCGCGGCAUCCACCGCAAGGCUCGCAGGUGCCAGACGCAGCCUUGUGAGGGCUGUGAGCAGCAGGGCCACACACACCAGGUCGGGGAGCGCUGGCGUGGGGGCCCCUGCAAGGUAUGCCAGUGUCUGCAUAUGGGCACCGUGCACUGCUCCCCCUAUUGCCCGCUGGGCAGCUGUCCCCAGGGUUGGAUCCUGGUGGAGGGAGUAGGAGAAUCGUGUUGCCACUGUGCCCUGCCUGCAGAGAAUCAAACUGUGCCUCCAACAGCCACUCCUGCCCCUGCUCCAGCCCCCAGUCCCCAGACGGGUCCCCCUCUGGUCACCUAUGUUCUGCCUCCCCUAGGAGAUGCCUGCUACUCUCCCCUGGGCCUGGCUCUGCCCCCGGGGAGUCUGUGGACAUGGUCAAGGCAGCUGGAGCCCCCUACCUGGGCUGCCCUCCUGGGGGCUCCCACCAAAGGGCCUGGCCCCAGAGCGGGUGCUUAUGCUGAGUGGCACAGCGGGCCACCCUUCCUGCAACUGGACCUGCUCCAGCCCCGGAACCUCACUGGCGUCAUCGUGUGGGGGCCCACCUCCUCCAGCCCACCUGGCAGCAGCUUCUCGCUUCAGUUCGGCACUGAUGGUCUACACUGGCAGGACUACCGUGACAUCCUGCCUGGCACCUUGUCCCCACCCAAGUCUUUCCCCAGGAACUGGGAAGAUGUGGCCUCCAAGGUGUGGGCCUUCAGCCGGAUGGUGCAGGCAAGGUACAUCAGGGUGUGGCCACACAGUGUCCCCCACAGCGACAGGCAGCCUGGCUUCUUCCUGUGGGUGGAGCUCCUGGGCUGUGAACCAGUGUCCCCACCAGUACCCCCGUGCCCAGGGGCUGGGCACCGCUGUGCCAACGGUGACUGUGCUCUGCGAGGGGUGCCAUGUGACGGUGCUGCAGACUGUGAGCAUGGCUCUGACGAGGAGGGCUGUGGGCCCCUGCCUGUGGACACUGGCAGAGGCCAUUCCACAGCCAGGACCCCAACCUUCUCCACCCAGCCGGGACCACUGCCUCCCCAGCCUAGUGAGGGUCUGGCAGAGACUGACCGCUGGCAUCCCAAGCAGGGUUUGUCCAUGCCCCCCACAGAGAAGAGGCCAGUGAGCCCUGCCCCCGCCUCCAAAGCUCCUCACCCAAGUUCUGGGGAAUCCGUGCAGACAGGGAGCAACACUCCCACAUUCCAUGCUGGGUUUCAAAGCCUGACACCGGGAAUGGCAGCCACAACAGUGCUCCCCACACACCCCAUGAUUCCGAUGACCCCUGCUGGCCAGAGAGUUGCCCCCAGCCCCUUCCCGCCUGUGCGAUGCAGCCCCGGGCAGCUGCCCUGCAAGGUGCUGGGCUGCGUGGAGCCGGAGCAGCUGUGUGAUGGGAAGGAGGACUGCCUGGACGGCGAUGACGAGCGGCACUGCGCAAGUCCUAUGCCCUUCAUGGUGCCCACCACAGUCCUGCCUGGACUGCCAGCCUCCAGGACUCUCUGCUCCCAGAGCCAGCUGAGCUGUGGCAGCGGGGAGUGCCUGCCCACUGAGCGGCGCUGUGACCUGCGGCCCGACUGCCAGGAUGGCUCGGACGAGGACGGCUGUGUGGACUGUGUGCUGGCACCCUGGUCUGGCUGGAGUGGCUGCAGCCGCAGCUGUGGCCUGGGCCUCACCUUCCAGCGCCGGGAGCUGCUGCGGCCUCCCCUGCCUGGGGGCAGCUGCCCCCUGGACCAGCUCCGCCGCCAGCCCUGCUUUGUGCAGGCCUGCCCAGUGGCUGGGGCAUGGGCGGAGUGGGAGACCUGGGGACCUUGCAGUGUCUCCUGUGGGGGCGGCCAUCAGAGUCGCCAGAGGAGCUGCAUGGAUCCACCACCCAAGAACGGCGGUGCACCCUGCCCUGGGGCCUCCUGGGAAAGGGCCCCCUGUGGCUUGCAGCCCUGCACUGGUGACACAGAUUGCGGGCUGGGCCGUGUGCAUGUGAAUGCUGAGCUGUGCCAGAAGGGGCUGGUGCCCCCAUGCCCACCCUCCUGCCUGGAUCCCGAGACCAACGGCAGCUGCACUGGGCCCUGUGUGGAGGGAUGCCGCUGUCCCCCGGGGCUCCUCCUCCAUGACUCUCGCUGCCUGCCCCUCUCUGAGUGCCCCUGCCUUGUGGGUGAAGAGCUGAAGCCUCCAGGGAUGUCCUUCCUCCUGGACAACUGCAGCCAAUGCAUAUGUGAGAGGGGCACUCUGGUGUGCGAGCCAGGGGCCUGCCCACAGCCCUGCGGCUGGUCGGCCUGGUCCUCCUGGACUCCCUGCGACCGCUCCUGUGGCUCUGGAGUGAGGGCCAGGUUCAGGUCUCCCUCCAACCCUCCUGCGGCUUUUGGAGGUGCCCCCUGUGAAGGGGACAAGCAGGAACUGCAGGUCUGCCACGUGGAUUGUGGGACAGAGGUGCUGGGCUGGACACCCUGGACAUCUUGGUCCUCCUGCUCCCAGAGCUGCCUUGUCCCUGGAGGAGUCCCUGGCUGGCGACAUCGUUCCCGACUCUGCCCCGGCCUCAGGGAUACCUCCUGCCCAGGAGAGGCCACCCAGGAGGAGCCUUGCAGCCCCCCUGUAUGCCCAGUGCCGAGCAGCUGGGGUGCGUGGGCUUCCUGGUCUGCCUGCUCAGCCCCCUGCAAUGGAGGCAUCCAGAUACGUGGACGCAGCUGCUCUGGCUCGGCUCCUGGAAAUCCCGCAUGUCGGGGACCCCACAGCCAGACCAGGGACUGCAACACACAGCCCUGCACAGCCCAGUGUCCAGAGGACAUGGUGUUCCGCUCAGCAGAGCAGUGUCACCAGGAUGGGGGUCCGUGUCCUCAGCUGUGCCUAGCACAGGACUCUGGGGUGGAGUGCACAGGCUUCUGCACCCCCAGCUGCACCUGCCCACCUGGUCUCUUCCUGCACAACGCUAGCUGCCUGCCCCGCAGCCAGUGCCCCUGCCAGCUGCACGGGAAGCUCUAUGCACCAGGAGCAGUGGCUCGCCUGGACUCCUGCAACAAUUGCACCUGUAUCUCUGGAGAGAUGGCGUGCACCUCAGAGCUCUGUCCAGUGGCUUGUGGCUGGAGUCCUUGGACCCCGUGGAGUCCCUGCAGCCGCAGCUGUGAUGUAGGCAUACGACGGCGCUUCCGGGCAGGCACUUCACCCCCCGCUGCCUUUGGGGGUGCUGAGUGCCAGGGCCCCAACAUAGAGGCUGAAUUCUGCAGCCUGCGGCCAUGUCAAAGUCCUGGUGGGGAGUGGGGUCCCUGGGCUUCCUGCUCCGUGCCCUGUGGUGGCGGCUACAGAAAUCGCACCCGAGGCAGUGGCCCACGAGUCCUCAUGGUGUUCUCUACCUGCAACCUGCAGCCCUGCGCAGGGCCAGUCCCUGGUAUGUGUCCCAGGGGUCAGCUGUGGCUGGAUUGUGCCCAGGGCCCUGCCUCCUGUGCAGAACUCAGUGCUCCGAGAGAGACCAAGCAGACCUGCCACCCUGGCUGCUACUGCCCACACGGGAUGCACCUGCUGAACAAUGUGUGUGUGCCUGCCCAAGCAUGCCCCUGUGCCCACGAGGGGCGCCUCCAUCCCCCCGGUAGUGCUGUGCUUCGUCCAUGUGAGAACUGCUCCUGCAUCUCUGGGCUCAUCACCAACUGUACCUCCUGGCCUUGUGAGGAGGGCCAGCCCACAUGGUCACCCUGGACCCCAUGGAGUGUGUGCUCAGCCUCCUGCGGGCCUGCCCGACGCCACCGGCAUCGCUUCUGUGACAGGCCCUCUAGCGUGGCACCGUCCACUCUGGCCCUGGGGCCCUCACCAGCCACACCCACACCCCUCUGCCCAGGCCCGGAGGCUGAGGAGGAGCCCUGCCUCCUGCCAGGGUGUGACCGGGCAGGAGGCUGGGGGCCUUGGGGGCCCUGGUCCAGCUGUAGUCGGAGCUGUGGGGGCGGCCUGCGCAGCCGGACCCGAGCCUGUGACCAACCACCACCUCAAGGGCUGGGGGACUUCUGUGAGGGGCCUCAGGCCCAGGGAGAAGCCUGCCAGGCUCAGCCGUGCCCAGUGACUGACUGCACUGCCAUUGAGGGGGCCCAGUACAGCCCUUGCGGCCCUCCCUGCCCCCGCUCCUGUGAUGACCUGGUGCACUGUGUGUGGCACUGCCAGCCUGGCUGCUACUGUCCCCCAGGCCAAGUGCUGAGUGCUGAUGGGACCCUCUGUGUGCAUCCUGGUCACUGUGGCUGCCUGGACUUGCUGACCGGGGAGCGGCACCGUCCAGGCGCUCAGCUGGCAAGGCCCGACGGCUGCAACCACUGCACCUGCCUGGAGGGGAGGCUCAACUGCUCAGAACUGCCCUGCCCAGUGCCUGGAGGCUGGUGCCCGUGGUCAGAGUGGACGGCAUGCUUCCAGCCCUGCAGAGGCCAAACAAGGACCCGCUCUAGGGCCUGUGCCUGCCCUGCUCCUCAGCAUGGGGGUGCCCUGUGCCCUGGAGAGAUGGGAGCCCAGCAUCAGAGGGAGACCUGUCCCAGCUCCACCACGUGCCCAGUGGAUGGAGCCUGGAGCCCAUGGGGACCAUGGUCUCCCUGUGACGCAUGUCUAGGACAAUCCCAUAGGAGCAGGGAGUGCAGCCAGCCCCCCACCUCUGAGGGUGGCAGGCCUUGCCCUGGCGUCCACUGGCAGAGCCGCCCCUGUCACGACAAUUCCACUCAGUGCGCAGAUUGUGGGGGUGGCCAGAGUCUGCUGCCCUGUGGGCAGCCCUGCCCCCGCUCCUGCCUGGACCUGUCCCCUGGGAGUGUGUGCCAGCCAGGCCCAGGAGGCUGCCAGCCCAGCUGUGGGUGUCCCCCAGGCCAGCUCUCCCAGGAUGGGCUCUGUGUGCUUCCAGUCCACUGCCGCUGCCAGUACCAGCCGGGAGCCAUGGGGAUCCCUGAGAAUCAGAGCCGGUCAGCAGGCUCUGGCCUCAGCUCCUGGGAGAGUCUGGAACCUGGAGAGGUGGUAACGGGGCCGUGUAACAACUGCACCUGUGUGGCGGGCAUCCUGCAGUGCUGGGAGGUGCCCAGCUGCCCUGGGGCUGGUGUGUGGGGCCCCUGGGGCCCCUGGGAGGACUGCAGUGUUUCCUGUGGAGGAGGGGAGCAGCUGCGCUCCCGGCACUGUGCCCGACCCCCCUGCCCAGGACUGGCCCGCCAGAGCCGCACCUGCCACACCCAGGUCUGCAGAGAGGCAGGGUGCCCAGCUGGACGUCUGUACCGCGAAUGCCUGCCCAAUGGAGGAUGCCCCUUCUCCUGUGCCCACGUCGCAGGGCGGGUGGCCUGCUUCUCUGAUGGCUGUGAGGAGGGAUGCCACUGUCCUGAGGGUACCUUCCAGCACGGCUUGGCCUGUGUCCAGGAGUGCCCCUGCAUGCUGACAGCCUUGCUGCUUCGGGAGCUGGGAGCCAGCAGCACUGAUGCUGGGGUGCACGCAGCCUCUCUGGGAGAGGAGGGUCAGCCCCUCAGGCCCGGAGAUGAGCUGAGUCCAGGCCAAAUGUUUCGAAUGGGCUGCAGCAACUGCUCCUGUGCCCACGGGAAGCUGUCUUGCUCCAUAGAGGACUGCCCUGAGGCCCCCAGCUUCAGCCCGUGGGACCCGUGGGGCCCCUGCUCCCGCUCCUGUGGCGGCCUGGGCACCCGCACACGCAGCCGCCAGUGUGUGCACCCCGCACUUGCUACUGGUGGCCAGGGCUGCCAAGGGCCCCGCCAGGACCUCGAGUACUGCCUCAGCCCGGACUGCUCUGGGGCUGAAGGGUCCACGGCAGAGCCAGUGACAGGCCUUCCAGGUGGCUGGGGCCCCUGGGCGCCGUGGUCCCCCUGCUCCCGCAGCUGCACGGACCCCACUCACCCUGCCUGGCGCAGUCGGACCCGCCUCUGCCUGACCAACUGCACUGUGGGGCGCCCCUCCCAGGAGCGCCCCUGCAACCUGCCCUCGUGCACAGAGUUGCAGCCCCUGUGCUCCAGCCCUGGCUGUGGGCCUGGGAACUGUUCCUGGACCUCCUGGGGCCCAUGGGAACCGUGCUCGCGCAGCUGCGGGGUGGGCCAACAGCACCGCCUACGAGCAUACCGUCCCCCAGGGCCGGGUGGACACUGGUGCCCCGACAUCCUCACGGCUUUCCAGGAGCGUCGCUUCUGCAGCCUGCGUGCUUGCCCAGUGCCUGGGGGCUGGUCGCGCUGGAGCCCCUGGUCCUGGUGUGACCGGAGCUGUGGUGGGGGCCAAUCCCUGAGGAGCCGAAGCUGCUCGAGCCCCCCACCCAAGAAUGGGGGUGCCCCCUGUGUGGGGGAGAAGCACCAUGCCCGGCUCUGCAAUCCCAUGCCCUGUGAGGAGGGCUGCCCAGCAGGCAUGGAGCUGGUCAGCUGUGCCAACCGCUGUCCUCGCCGCUGCUCAGACCUGCAGGAGGGAGUCCUGUGUCAGGAUGGCCAGGCCUGCCAGUGGGGCUGCCGCUGUGCUGAGGGGUCCCUAGAGCAGGACAGCAGCUGUGUGCCAGUUGGGCACUGUGAGUGUACAGAUGCCCAGGGCCACAGCUGGGCCCCAGGGAGCCAGCACCAAGAUGCCUGUAACAACUGCUCCUGCCAGGCCGGGCAGCUGUCCUGCACAGCUCAGCCGUGCCCACCUCCUGCCCACUGUGCCUGGAGCCGCUGGUCAGCCUGGAGUCCCUGCAGCCACUCAUGUGGGCCAAGAGGACUGCAGAGUCGCUUUCGAUCGUCCACAUCAGGCUCGUGGGCCCCGGAGUGUCAAGAGGAGCAGUCCCAGAGCCAGCCCUGCCCUCAGCCUCCGUGCCCACCCCUGUGCCUCCAUGAGGGCCGUGUCCACACCCUGGGGGACAGCUGGCUGCAGGGAGGGUGCCAGCAGUGCUCCUGUACCCCGGAGGGCAUAAUCUGUGAAGACACCAAGUGUCCAGGGAGCUGGACGCUGUGGUCCCUGUGGUCCGACUGCCCUGUCUCUUGUGGAGGAGGAAACCAGGUGCGCACCCGGGCAUGCGUGGUGCCGGACCCUCACCACAGGGAGCCGCUCUGCCAGGGCCCUGACACCCAGACCCAGCCCUGUGGGCAGCAGCCAUGCCAGCCGCUGCUGGAGGCCUGCUCCUGGGGCCCAUGGGGCCCCUGUUCGCGCAGCUGUGGCUCAGGCCUGGCCUCCCGCUCUGGGUCUUGCCCCUGCCUGCCGGCCGAGGCAGAGCCCACAUGCAACGGCACUUUCCCACACCUGGACACCCAGGCCUGCUACGCGGGGCCCUGCCUGGAGGAAUGCCUGUGGAGUGGCUGGAGCAGCUGGACGCGCUGCUCAUGCCAGGUGCUGGUGCAGCAGCGCUACCGGCACCAGGGCCCAGCACCUGGCGGCACGGCAGAGGGCCCCCCCUGCACCCGCCUGGAUGGCCACUUCCGGCCAUGCCCGACUGGCAACUGCUCAGAGGACAGCUGCACACCUCCCUUUGAGUUCCAGGCCUGCGGCUCCCCCUGCGCCGGGCUCUGUGCCACACACCUGAGCCGGCAGCUCUGCCAGGACUUACCGGCUUGCCAGCCUGGCUGCUACUGCCCCAAGGGGCUGCUGGAGCAGGCUGGGGCCUGCAUUCCCCCCGAGCAAUGUAACUGCUGGCACAUCUCAGAAGAGGGAGCUGAGGUGACACUGGCCCCUGGGGACCACCUGCAGCUGGGGUGUAAGGAGUGCGAAUGCUGGCACGGAGAACUGCGCUGCACCAGCGGGGGCUGUGCAGGGCUUCUGCCUCUGAGCAGCUGGUCCGAAUGGUCACCCUGUGGGCCCUGCCUGCCCCGAAGUGCCCUGACCCGUACGUCCAGGACUACCCUGGAGGAGCACUGGCCUCCGAACACAACAGGCCUCUGGCCACCCUCGACAUCCCUGCUGGUUUCGGAGCAGCACCGCCACCGCCUGUGUUUGGAUCCUGAGACAGGGAGGCCCUGGGCUGGGGACCCUCAGCUCUGCACUGCACCCCUUAACCAGCAACGCCUCUGCCCUGACCCCGAAGCCUGUCAAGACUCAUGCCAGUGGAACCCUUGGGGACCCUGGAGCCCCUGCCAGGUGCCCUGCAGUGGAGGCUUCCGAAUGCGCUGGAGAGAGGCAGGGGGCCUCCCUGGAGGAGCCUGCCGUGGGCCAUGGGCUCAGACCCAGAGCUGCAAUAUGGGGCCCUGCCCAGGAAAAAGCUGUGAGGCUAAGGACACUGUGCCCACCCUUGAAUGUGCCAAUCAAUGCCCUCGAAGCUGCAUGGACCUCUGGGACCGAGUGCAAUGUCUGCAGGGACCCUGCAGUCCAGGCUGCCGCUGUCCUCCUGGCCAGCUGGUGCAGGAUGGGCACUGUGUGCCCAUCUCCUCUUGCCGCUGUGGCCUUCCCAGUGCCAAUGCCUCUUGGGAGCUGGCCCCAGCCCAGGUGGUGCAACUGGACUGCCACAACUGCACCUGCAUCAAUGGGUCUUUAGUGUGCCCACACCUUGAGUGUCCAACCUUGGGGCCUUGGUCAGCCUGGAGCAAGUGCUCAGUUGCCUGUGGUGGGGGCACCAUGGACCGUCAUCGGAGCUGCAAGGAACAUCCUCAGGGGGCACUAUGCCAGGCCCAGGACAUGAAACAACAGCAAGACUGUAACCUGCAGCCCUGCCCUGAGUGCCCCUCGGGCCAGGUGUUCAGUGCCUGUGCUGCGUCAUGCCCAAGCCUCUGCUCACACCUGCAACCUGGCACCAUCUGUACGCAGGAACCCUGCCAACCGGGCUGUGGCUGCCCCAGGGGACAGCUGCUGCACAAUGGCACGUGCGUGCCCCCUGCUGCCUGUCCCUGCACUCAGCUCUUGCUGCCCUGGGGCCUCACCCUCACUCUUGAAGAGCAGGCUCAGGAGCUGCCCCCGGGGGCUGUGCUCACCAGAAACUGCACCCGCUGUACCUGCCAAGAUGGAGCCUUCAGCUGCUCCCCCAUCGACUGUCAGGAGUGCCCCCCUGGGGAAAUGUGGCAGCACGUGGGUCCUGAAGAGCUGGGUCCCUGUGAGUGGACAUGCCAGGAGACAAACACCACAGCAGCUCAGGGCAACUGCAGUGCUGUCCAGACCCCGGGAUGCAUAUGCCAGGAAGGGUACUUCCGUAGCCAGGCGGGCCCCUGCGUCCCCGCAGACCAGUGUGAAUGCUGGCACCACGGGCAUCUCCACCUGCUUGGAUCUGAAUGGCAGGAGGACUGUGAGAGCUGCCAAUGCCUCCGCGGGAGGAGCGUCUGCACCCGGCACUGCCCCCUCCUCAACUGUGCUCAGGACGAGGUGACUGUGCAGGAGCCAGGGAGCUGCUGUCCCACUUGCCGCAGGGAGACCCUGGAGGCACAGUCAGCCUCCUGCCGGCAUCUCACUGAGCUUCGUAACCUCACCAAGGGCCCCUGCCAUCUGGACCAGGUAGAAGUGAGCUACUGCAGUGGGCACUGCCCAUCUAGCACCAACGUCAUGCCUGAGGAGCCCUACCUGCAGAGCCAGUGCGACUGCUGUAGUUACCGCCUGGACCCCGACAGCCCUGUAAGGAUCCUGAACCUGCAAUGUCCAGAUGGCCGCACCGAGCCAGUGGUGCUGCCGGUUAUCAACAGUUGCCAGUGCAGCGCCUGCCAAGCAGGUGAUUUCUCAAAGCGCUGACAGAUUCCACCAGAUGCGUCCACUGCUGUCCCUCUUAUGACAUUUGGACUCAGAGGCACUGAUCAUCUCCUCCCAUGCCCAUCCAUCCCCCAUUCUCCCAAAUAAAAUCACACUGG
Molecule: messenger RNA, 17919 nt
Organism: Ictidomys tridecemlineatus (thirteen-lined ground squirrel)
Lineage: Eukaryota; Metazoa; Chordata; Mammalia; Rodentia; Sciuridae
Source: RefSeq, a predicted model, not a curated record